AGUUGAAUAAAGGAGCAGGUGGAGGCGGGAGGGCGGUGUGAGGUUGGAGGUGGUGGGGGGAGAGCCCUGGAGGCGCUGCCAAUGGAAACAGCACACACGAGGAGCGUCGAGCCAGAGCGCCGCGUCGCCUCCAUGUCAGGUCCACUCACCUGCAAGGUGCGCAACGAAGAUGAUGGCCAUGAACGGCAAGCAGCACUUCUCCAUGCACCCUGCGCUGCACCCGAGCUCCGAGGGCAUGCGGCGGAUGUGCCUGCCUGCCCCGCAGCUCCAGGGCAAUAUAUUCAGCGGCUUUGAUGAGAGUCUGCUGGCCCGCGCUGAAGCUCUGGCGGCGGCUGACAUCGCGUCUCACGGCAAAAGUCACCCUUUCAAGACGGACGUCACCUACCAUACCAUGAGCAGCGUGCCCUGCACCUCCUCCUCGUCCACGGUGCCCAUAUCCCACCCUUCAUCCAACCUGCCCUCGCACCAUCACCACCACCACCUCAGCCACCAGACCCUGGAGGGAGAUCUGCUCGACCACAUUUCCUCGAGUUUAUCGGUCAGCGGCAUGGGUGCGCCGCCGGAUCCGUCGGUGAUGACCACUCAAGCCCACCAGCACCAUCUGCAAAUGGGUCACUUGCAUCAAGCCAUGGCCAUGGGCCACCCGCACACCCUGUCGGUCCACAACGGGAUGGCGUGCAUCAACGACGUGGAGUCCGAUCCCAGAGAGCUGGAGGCGUUCGCGGAGAGGUUCAAGCAGCGGAGGAUAAAGCUCGGAGUGACCCAGGCGGAUGUGGGCUCUGCCCUGGCCAACCUGAAGAUCCCGGGGGUCGGCUCGCUGAGCCAAAGCACCAUCUGCAGGUUCGAGUCCCUAACCCUGUCCCACAACAACAUGAUCGCUCUCAAACCCGUCCUCCAAGCCUGGCUGGAGGAGGCCGAAGCGGCUUACCGGGAGAAGAACGGAAAACCGGAGCUUUUUAACGGGAACGAGAGGAAACGAAAGCGCACGUCCAUCGCGGCUCCCGAGAAGCGAUCGCUCGAGGCGUAUUUCGCCAUCCAGCCGCGACCGUCGUCGGAGAAAAUCGCGGCAAUCGCAGAGAAGCUGGAUCUAAAGAAGAACGUGGUUCGGGUUUGGUUUUGUAAUCAGCGGCAAAAACAGAAAAGGAUGAAAUAUUCGGCAGUGCACUAGUGCUGGUAGAGCAAAGUAGACAUUUUAGGAACACCACAGGGAUCAAAAUCUUUUCUUUUAAUCUUUAGAAGCCUAUAAAGAUUCCAAGUACAUUUCAUAUCUCCUCCAAAUGAUGGGACCCGUGUGCGCAUUAUUCCAGGAGUUCUGUACCCCUAAUAAAGGCUUGACCUCUCUCAUAACGAAGUCAAAUGGUCUUAAAAAAUAUGCAUUUGCACAUUUUCAGUAACGACAAAAGUUAGAAUUAAAGUUCAUUAAGUCGUGGCGUGUGUGCCUGAGGUAACCAUAGCAACACGACUUGCUCGAGCACUUUCAGUGAGCUUUAAUAUCGAAAUUUGCAUAAAACAAUAAGGCAAAAAGUGGCGCAAAAAUUAUUUUGGUUUGCGCGAGAUCGACAAACCUCAAACGAUUGUCUUGAAAGUUGCUGAAGGAGUUUUUCUCAAACCACCUAAGACCGAAUUAUUCGCACACUGUAAUACCAUUUAAAAAAUAAAAAAUAAAAAAAGAUUAAUUUAUAUUACAGUGUUCAUGUUACUUUGUAUUUGUACGAGCAAGUAACACUCGUGUACUCGUGUAGCACUUAAUGUGUAAUUAUUUUAGCUGAUUGUGGUUACACAAUGUUAUGGGUUUAAAAUAAUUACAACAACAUGCACUGUGUAACAUGGACAUCGUAAUGUAAAUUAUUAUUAACUCUUUAACAAAACAGAUAUUAGUCUACAUUACGAAGCAAUACUGCUAAAACCUUUAAAAAGCUCUCAUUUGAAAUGAUAAAACUUUAAUUACAUGUCCAGGAGAACAGCUAACUACUAAAACUUUGUUUCAGUAUUAUCACACGUGGAAAUAUAUUUUGAAGUGUGUACGUGUGUUUUUGGUAUUUAAAAAUGUAUAUUAAUUUGCGCACAAGGUCUACCUUAUGUUACUAUCACAUGAAAUGUAAUUUGAAAUAUGUGUACUAGCGUUUGUAAUAAUCGUUUGAAUGUCUUGUCAGAUGUGAAUGCAAUAUGAAUAUUCUCACAAACUGGCACGAAUAUUUCGUGAACGAUCAUCAGUUGAAGUGAUACUAAUAUGCAAAUCCUGGUGAUGUAAUGAAGAAUGCUGCUAUUUGAUUUGCAUUAA
Molecule: messenger RNA, 2281 nt
Organism: Cyprinus carpio (common carp)
Lineage: Eukaryota; Metazoa; Chordata; Actinopteri; Cypriniformes; Cyprinidae
Gene: pou4f3
Product: POU class 4 homeobox 3
Biological process (GO): regulation of transcription by RNA polymerase II
Molecular function (GO): DNA-binding transcription factor activity, RNA polymerase II-specific; RNA polymerase II cis-regulatory region sequence-specific DNA binding
Source: RefSeq, a predicted model, not a curated record